Messenger RNA from Saprolegnia parasitica CBS 223.65, 2222 nucleotides. RefSeq lists its product as hypothetical. The coding region runs from base 1 to 2193 and encodes 730 amino acids. Lineage: Eukaryota; Oomycota; Saprolegniomycetes; Saprolegniales; Saprolegniaceae. Gene Ontology annotation, biological process: (1->6)-beta-D-glucan biosynthetic process. The record is from RefSeq and is a predicted model, not a curated record. Gene Ontology annotation, molecular function: glucosidase activity. The transcript is spliced from 6 exons. Gene Ontology annotation, cellular component: endoplasmic reticulum membrane; plasma membrane.
AUGCUUGCUGCGGGGCUACCAGUGCUGGCGCUCGUGGCCGCGGCUCACGGCCUCGACAUUGGCGACAACACGCAGCCGACCAAGUCGGGCGUUCCGACGUGGGUCGACGUCGACACCCCCAAGAACGUCUACUCCAAGGUGAGCUCGCGCGGCGGAACGUGGGACCUCGUCAUGAGCGACGAGUUCAACGCGGCGACGCGCAACUUCACGGCGGGCGAAGACCAUCUCUGGACCGCGCUCGACAUUCCCGAUGGCGUCAACCGCGCGAUCGGGAUCUACAAGCCGUCGCACGCGUACACGGAGGACGGUAACUUUGUCAUUCGCAUCGACUCGGGCGACGUCGACAUUUCGUUCUACAACGUGUGGGCCAACGUUCCGGCAUGGACCAAAAAGAAGAUGUACUAUACAGCCGCGAUGGUGCAGACCUGGAACAAGUUUUGCAUCCAGGGCGGCUUUGUCGAAAUCUCCAUGAAGCUUCCGGGCGCAACCAACAAGGGCUCAAUGAACCCGCAUGUGACGGGUCAGCAAUGGACGCCUCAGGGCAUGAAGCCCAUCAAGCCACUUGAUAAGAUCCCUGAUAUCCGCUUCUACCCGACGUGGCCAGGCAUGUGGAUGAUGGGCAACCUCGGCCGCGCGCUCUUUGCAGCCUCGACCAACAAGAUGUGGCCCUGGACGUACAACGAGUGCACCGAGCUCGCGCGCAAGAACCAGCGCAUCUCGGCGUGCAACCCCAACCCUGGCUACGGCCUGAACCCGUACCAAGGUCGCGGGUCCCCCGAGAUUGACAUUCUCGAAGGCGGUGGCACGGCGAUCUCGUCGUCGCUGCAGAUUGCGCCAGCCUUUCCCGAUGAUUAUCGCUUGACCAAGGCCCUCCUCAAGUUUGAAAAUUCGUCCAACGUCGACGAAAAAGGUCGUCACGGUCCUGGUCACGUCUUUUGCUUUUACGACAAGACGUGCUUGACGCCGGGUGCCAACCUGGCGGAUGUCCCGACGGCGGCGUUUGCGUCCCGGGGCCACAAGUCGUGGUACCAAGGCCUCCGAUACGCUGCCAACGAUCGGUGUUCGCCCGACCCGAAGCUCGUGCAGCAGUACGAGUCGGUCGCCAAGGCACAGAACGGCCCAAUCACAGACAAUCAGUGGGACAUCAAGACGAUCAGCUCGGGCAAGGACCUCCACGCCGACUUGAGCUUGAUUGAUGGCAAGGGCCCGCUGCAUUGGGGUAUCAACUACAAGGGCACGUGCUUCCCGAUCGCGAACGGGUACAAGGGUGGCUUCCUUUGCGACCGCGACAGCCAAAACCCGAAAUGUGACGAGCCACGUCAAGAUUGGCAGGCGCCGACCGCCAUGAUGGAGCCGUUCGAGUAUCAAAUGGACGCGAUCUCGGCCAACUGGGACGUGAGUUACGAAGCGUACACGUCGUUCUACAAGUACCAGCUCGAGUGGGUUACGGGCAACGAUGGCUACGUGCGCUGGACGCUUGACGGCGCACCGAUCUUCGAGAUCCCAGCGUCGACAAUGACCGACCCGCCGCAGGGUACGGGCAGUGGGUCGUCGUACAACCCCAAGAAGAUCAUGAUCGAAGAGCCGAGCUACUUUAUCUUCAACGUGGCCAUGUCGUCGGCCUGGGGGGCGACUCCGCCCAACUACGCGGUGGGUCCUUGCCGAGGCAAUGCGACGAUGCCGGCACCGGGCUCGGACGACGCAAAAAUCUCCAACAAUAUUUGCGACUCGUUCCCGAUGUACAUGUAUAUCGACUACAUCCGCGUCUGGCAAGACACGUCCACCGGCUCCAACAUGAGCUACGGCUGCGAUCCCCCGACGCACCCGACCAAGGAGUUUAUCAAGGCGCACAUCACCAACUACACGGACCCGCAAAACCCCGAUAUUGUAGUUGCGGGCCGCGCCAUGUGCAACAGUGACGACGACUGCACCGUCGCAAGUAGCUUCACCGGUGCCUGUGUCGAUCGGCGCUGCAAGUGCGUCACGCCGUGGACCGGACCCCGGUGCACCAAGUACGACCUGGACGGCAUGUCGUUUGGGCCGACACCGACGCUCGCGAUCGCUCUUGUGUGCAUCGCGCUCAUCAGUACAUUUGUCGCGCUGCUUGUGCGGCUCCGGCGACGCGCGCGCGCCGACCUCAUGAUGGAGAAGGACCUCAAGCGCAAGCCGCACGACGAGGUCGACGUCGAAUAGCAUACCGAUCAAUUUAUUCCCUCGGCCAA